Molecule: messenger RNA, 1846 nt
Organism: Durio zibethinus
Lineage: Eukaryota; Viridiplantae; Streptophyta; Magnoliopsida; Malvales; Malvaceae
Source: RefSeq, a predicted model, not a curated record
UAUAAAGAGUAGCAUUAUUUUUUUUUUCCAUUAUUCAUGGGCGUCGUCGCUUCUUUGAAGCCCAUUAAUUCCCAAUUUCCCCACAAUACAAAUGCAUGUGCAUACAACAAGGGUGGAUGCUACUGCUACUAGCCUCAGGAGUUUGAUCAAGCCCACACCGUACAGCAAAAAUCAAAACCCACAAAACCAAACAUUUCCAAACUUGCAUGAUAAUGAGGCCGACUGGAAAGUGGCCUCCACAUGAAAGAAAACUAUAAACAAAGACCAAAUGAAAAGUAGUCAACUUACUUCCCGACAAAGAUUUUCUCUGUGAACCUUUCACUGUUUUGGGAUUCAUUCAUUUUUCUGUUUUUUUUUCCCUUCCUGGAAGCAUCUCUGUUUCAAGAAAAAGAAAAUGUGUUCUUUUGAUGAUAUCUCAGCUGACUUGAUCCUGUUAGAAUCCCAAAGGAAAAGCCUUGUAAACUCCCUGGAAAAACUCAAGGGUGGUUUUUCUUUAGUCUCUUCACUUACCCUUCAAUGUCAAAAGCUCCAGGAACUUUGCAAUUCAAUCCAAAGUGCAAUCCAAGCUCGUUUUGAACAACUCCAAUCCAAAGAAAAUGAGGUAGAGAAUAGAUUCAGAGAACUUGAAUUGAGAGCAAAUGAACUGGGUAAGCGAUUAAAACUUAAUGAUGUGUUGAUAGGAAAAGGUUCAUCUUUACUGGAUUUAAAGUUUGUUGUUAGUACGGAUGGGGAAAGAUUGUUGAUGUUCUUGAAUGAGCAUGAGAAUGAACACGAAAAGCUUGCCGAUGAGGUUUAUAAUGCACUUAAAAUGUCUAAUAAUCCUGGAAAACUGGUUUGUCAGGCUGUUAGAGGGCUGUUUUCUGACAAAGGAAAUGUUGGGGUUGAGAGAAAUGUGGAGAGAAGAAGUUGUUUGGUUUUGUUGGAGGGAUUGAUGAGAGUUAGGCCUGAGAUAAAGAAAAAUGUUAAGAAACAAGCAGCUUUUGUGGCAAAACAAUGGAAGCUAAAGAUUGGGAUGGAGGGUGAGGAUGAUACGGAGAUUUUAUUGUUUUUGAUGCUUGUGGGUGCUUACGGAUUGCUUGAUCACUUUAAAUCCAAGGAAAUUAGAAGUCUUUUUGAGAGGGUUGCACAGCAUAAGCGGGCUUCCUUGUUGGGUCAUAUUCUUGGAUUUUUUGAGAAGGCUGCCCCUGAGGGCUGCAUAAUCCAUUCCCAAGUAAAGAUGGAGCGAUUGGGUGAGGUUUCAACAGUGACAUCUGGGGCAAUAGAUGAUACAUUGAUCAAUUAUUCCUGUCCAUCCUCAGCUGAUUUAAGAUUUAUUGCACGUACACAAGCAGAUAAGUUGUUGAUGUUUUUGAAUGAGCAUGAGAAUGAUGACAUCAUUGGUGAUGAUGUUUACAAUGCACUGAAAAUGUCUGGUAAUCCAGCAAAAUUAGUUUUGGAUGUGGUUAAAGCUGGGGAUUCUGAGAAGGCAAAUGUAGGAGUUGAAAGGGGUCUGGUCAAGAACAGUUGUGUAAUUCUGUUGGAGCAGUUUAUGAGAUUGAGGCCAGAAGUUAAACAAAAAUUGAGGAAAAAAGCUCUCAAGGUAGCGCAACAAUUGAAAGGAAAUAUAAAAACUCAAGGCAAUUAUGAUAAAGAGGUUUUGGUCUUUUUGAUGCUUGUGGGUGCUUAUGGAUUGACUAGUGAAUUCAAUUUCAAGGAAAUUGAGAGUCUUUUUGAGAGCAUUUCUCAGCAUAAACAGGCUCCUAUGCUGAGUUCUAUCCUGGGUUUUGUUGACCAAACUUAGUAAUUCUUUUGUAGUUAUUUCCUACAAAAAACAUUUUCAUUUUCAUUUUCACCUCUUUGAUUUUUA